Molecule: messenger RNA, 2243 nt
Organism: Gryllus bimaculatus (two-spotted cricket)
Lineage: Eukaryota; Metazoa; Arthropoda; Insecta; Orthoptera; Gryllidae
Source: the annotation of a GenBank genome assembly
UAAGCAUGACAAACGUGAAAAGAAACUCCAACAUCGACAACCGCUUAGUACAGCCGAAAAAGUUACUGAUGAUCCCAGGAUGAUCCAUUGAACGCUGCAUUCGUGGUCGAAUGGUCGAAACGGGUCACCUGAUCAUAACUUUCACGGGCCACCCACGACCACCGUAUUACACCGUACUCUGCCCAUAACCUUCAAAUAUUUCGUGUCAAGAAGUGUGAAUGAGGGUGUGAGAACAACAUGCCCAAAAAGAAAACAGGACAGCGCAAAAAGGCUGAAAAGCAGAAAUUACGUCAAAAGGAAAUUCGAACUGCAAGGGAAAAUGUUGCAUUGGCUCAACAUCCAUCGAACGCUCCCAUGCGUCUUCCUCAAUGUGCCCAUUGUGGAAAAGUUAAAUGCAUGUUAAAAACGGGUGAUUGUGUAGUUCGUCACCCCAGUGUAUACACAACAGGUCUUGGAAUGGUGGGUGCAAUAUGUGACUUCUGUGAGGCAUGGGUGUGUCAUGGAAGAAAAUGCCUCACUACACAUGCCUGCUCAUGUCCUCUUCAAGAUGCUAUUUGUAUUGAAUGUGAAAGAUGUGUUUGGGAUCAUGGAGGGAGAAUGUUCCAAUGUUCCUUUUGUUCAAACUUUCUGUGUGAAGAUGAUCAAUUUGAACACCAGGCUUCCUGUCAAGUUUUGGAAUCUGAAAAUUAUAAAUGUCAGUCUUGCAAUAAAUUAGGUCAGUAUUCUUGUUUGAGAUGCAAAACAUGUUAUUGUGAAGAUCAUGUCCGUCGGAAAGGUUUCAAAUAUGAUAAAAACAAACCUAUACCAUGUCCAAAGUGUGGAUUUGAUACAUCACAGACAAAGGAUCUGAGUAUGUCCACUCGCAGCCAUAAAUAUGGGAGGCAAAAUCAAGGAAAUUAUUAUGAUGAUGAUGAGGACAAUGAUUAUUCUCCAAAUGGUUAUGGGGCAAGAUCUGCACAUCAUGAAGGUACAGAUGAUGAAGACGACGAUGAUGAUGAUGACGAAGAUGAUGAUGAUGAUGAAGAAGGUAGUGAAGAGGAUAGCGAUGAAUCAGAGAGUGAAAAUGAAGCAGAGGAUGAAGCAAAGACUAAAAGCAAUGCGGAAAAAUAAUGAAAAUAUAUCCACUACAUAGGUGUCAAACUCAUAAUGAAGGCAUAUCACAUUGAUUUUGUAUGGAUAUUUAGCAUAAUAUGUUUAAGGACUGCAAUAAAUUGAUGAUAAUUUCACAAAAAUACAUGUACAUAUGUUACAAUUUGAAAAAAUUGAAACUAUCAGUGAUAGUGUAAAUAUAGGUCUGCGUUGAAAUUGUAUUUAUACUGUCUUUUCUGGAACUAUGGAUGUGGAUAAGUGUUGAAUGAAAUUAAUUAAUAACUAUUUGAGUAAACAAAACAAGCAAUCUGGACAAAGGGAAAUUUGAGGUGGCAGAUGUUUCCAAAUGGACAUGUUGAACAAGUUCACUUCCAACAGCUGUGAUUUUAAUUAGAAAGAGCUUGUGGGUCUCGGAAAGGAAUGAAAGUGAUUCAUUGUGUGAUGUCUAUAUUUGGAAUGUAUUGUUGGAUUAUUGUAUAGUCAUAUUCCUUUAUUAUGAUGUGAGGGUACGUUGGUGAAGUUAAUUGUGGAUGAAAUAAAGAAUCUUAAAUAAUAUAAAAAAUAUAUUAAUAAUAUAUUAUGUUUUAUGUUCAUUUCUAAUAGCAGCAGUACCAAAACAAUAUAUUUAUUGUUGUACUUUCCCGAAUAUGUGAAAUAUUUCUGUUCCUGCAGCACCUGACACUGGGAAUUUAUCUAUUUCAAGUUUCUUCUAGAAAAAUAUACUAAUGUAUUCAUAUUGCUGUUAUUGAUGUUGAAAGCUGCAAUUUGUUUAUGUUAGUGGAACAAUGUGACUACAAUAUCUUAGAUGAUGACAUGGAAAUAAUCUUAUAAAUCCUUGCUAGGAGUAUCAAGUAAAGAUUAUGAAAAGUGUAAAGCACAUUGACUCAUUGUAAAUUAGUAAGAUAAGUGCAAGUUUCAUCGAAAGAGUUCCAUGUUCAGAUGAAAUAAUUAUACCCAUUCUCAUGACUCCAUAAAGUGCCAUAAUACACCUUCACUUUAAACAUGUUUGCGUAGUUAACAAAGAAUUUGUUGUGUAAAGCUGUACCUGGUUCCUUAUUAACAUCGUAUUAAUAUAUCAUAUUAACAUAUCAUUGGAGGAGGCUUGUUCUAUUUUAGUCUCCAAAGACAGAAAGAAAGGACAAGGUGAUAUGAAU